Messenger RNA from Suricata suricatta (meerkat), 1931 nucleotides. It is a transcript of the gene TNFSF11, whose product is annotated as TNF superfamily member 11. The record is from RefSeq and is a predicted model, not a curated record. Gene Ontology annotation, biological process: immune response. Lineage: Eukaryota; Metazoa; Chordata; Mammalia; Carnivora; Herpestidae. Gene Ontology annotation, cellular component: membrane. Bases 90 to 824 code for a protein of 244 amino acids. Gene Ontology annotation, molecular function: tumor necrosis factor receptor binding. The transcript has 5 exons.
CCUCCCGCUCGCUGCUCGUGGCCUUCCUGGGACUGGGGCUGGGCCAGGUGGUCUGCAGCGUCGCCCUCUUCCUCUACUUCCGAGCACAGAUGGAUCCUAAUAGAAUAUCAGAAGAUGACACUCACUGCAUUAAUAGAAUUUUCAAACUCCAUGAAAACGCAGAUUUGCAAGACACAACUCUGGAGAAUCAAGACACAAAAUUAAUACCUGAUUCGUGUAAGAGCAUUAAACAGGCCUUCCGGGCAGCUGUACAAAAGGAAUUACAGCAUAUAGUUAGAUCACAACACAUCCGAGCAGAGAAAGCUAUGAUGGAAGGUUCAUGGUUAGAACUGGCCAGGAGGGGCAAGCCAGAUACUCAGCCUUUUGCUCAUCUCACUAUUAAUGCCACUGACAUCCCAUCAGGGUCCCACAAAGUGAGCUUGUCCUCCUGGUACCAUGACCGAGGUUGGGCCAAGAUCUCCAACAUGACUUUCAGCAAUGGAAAACUAGUAGUUAACCAAGAUGGCUUUUAUUUCCUGUAUGCCAACAUUUGCUUUCGACAUCAUGAAACUUCAGGAGACCUCGCCACGGAGUAUCUUCAGCUGAUGGUGUAUGUCACUAAAACCAGCAUCAAAAUCCCGAGCUCUCAUACCCUGAUGAAAGGGGGUAGCACCAAAUACUGGUCAGGGAAUUCUGAAUUCCAUUUUUAUUCCAUAAAUGUUGGAGGAUUUUUUAAGCUUCGGUCUGGUGAGGAAAUAAGCAUCGAAGUAUCCAACCCUUCGCUACUGGAUCCAGAUCAAGAUGCAACAUACUUUGGGGCUUUUAAAGUUCUCGAUAUAGAUUGAGCCCCAUAUCUGGGAGUGUUAUUGUCUAUUUCCUAGGAUGUAUGGAAAAUUUUUUUAAACAAGCGAAGAAGGAUGUAUAUAGAUGUGAGACUACUAAGGGGUAGGACCCAUAAUGGUACAAGAAGACUCUUUCCAUGCUUUUGACUGUAGAGAGCACAUGUAUUUACAGCCAAUGGGAGAUGUUGGAUUAGAGUGUUAUAGUCCGAGGGCUUUCUGACAUAAUGGUUUUUAAAUUUUGUAACGAAUUCUUAGACUUAGACCAUUGGAGCAAUUAUGGCUGCCUUCAUCUGAAACUGCAUUUGGAACCAUGGCAGGGGUUAAUUCUCUGGAUGUGGCCCAUGGUUAUGUGCCCGGGUGCCACUCAAGUAGAGAGGGCAUCCUCUAAUUGCACAUGAAUGAUCAUCAGAAGGGUUAAGUUCUUUCGAGUUGUUACAUCAUGCUGGAACCUGCAGAUAAAUACUUUUUCUAAUGAGGAGAGAAAAUAUAUGUAUUUUUAUAUAAUAUCUAAAGUUAUAUUUCAGAUGUAAUGUUUUCUGUGCAAAGUAUUGUAAAUUAUAUUUGUGCCAUAGUAUUUGAUUCAAAAUAUUUAAAAAAUCUCUUGCUGUUGACAUAUUUAAUGUUUUAAAUGUACAGACAUAUUUAACUGGUGCACUUUGUAAAUCCCCUGGGGAAAACGUGCAGCUAAGGGGGAAAAAACGUGUUUUUUGCUAAUAUCAACUGUAUCAUAUUUCUUGAUUCUUUUUAACUUAGAUUUUUCUGUGCAAAAAAAUUAAAAUGGAUGCCUUGAAUAAUAAGCAGGAUGUUGGCCACCAGGUGCCUUUCAAAUUUAGAAGCUAAUUGACUUUAGAAAGCUGACAUUGCCAAAAAGUAUACAUAAUGGGCUACUGGAAUCUGUCAAGAGUAUUUAUAUAAUUAUUGAACAGGUGUUUUUUCUACAAGUGCUGCAAAUUGUAAAUUUUGUGGGGUUUUUUAAUGGAAACGGUAUCAGUGGCUUUUCAGCCAAAAAAAUCCCUUUUUAAUAUAGGAGAUGAUAUUUUGUACUGUACAGUGAAAACAUUGCCUUUGAAUGUUCAUUUUUUUUGGUACAAAAAUAAAUUUAUAAGAGGA